UACUACUAACAAAAAAAUUUAAAUCUUAAUUUCCACACAAGACAUGCAACACACCAAGAAGAAGAAAAAAACAUGAACAAACUUUGGUUCUUUUUUCUCUUUACAAUUUUCUCCUUAAUCCAAAAAGCCAACUCCCAAGUUAACACAAUAACAACUUCACAACAUCUGAAAGAUGGUCAAACAAUAACAUCAUCAGAUGGAACAUUUGAACUAGGAUUCUUUUCACCAAGCAAAAAGAACAGUUCAACAAAUCGUUAUGUUGGUAUUUGGUACAAGAAAAUAUCAGCUUUUACACCAGUAUGGGUUGGUAAUAGACAAAAUCCUGUUAAGGGUAUGUCUGGAAUCUUGAAAGUUGUUGAACCAGGUUAUCUUGUACUGAUUAAUGAUGUUACUAAUGACACUGUUUGGUUGACUAAUAGUUCAACAAGUGUGAAAAAUCCAGUUGCAAAGCUGUUGGAUACAGGGAAUUUAGUGGUUAAAGAUGUAAAUGAUGAUGAUGAGUACUUGUGGCAAAGUUUUGAUUAUCCUAGUGAUACUUUGUUAGCAAGUAUGAAACUUGGAAGAAAUUUGGUGACUGGUUUGGAAAGGUAUCUUACUUCAUGGAAAAGCGACGAUGAUCCUGCUCCUGGAGAGUAUACAUAUCACUGUGAUCCUACAGGUUAUCCACAGGACCUAAUGAGAAAAGGGCCUAACGUAGUUUAUCGAGCAGGUCCAUGGAAUGGUCUUAGGUGGAGUGGAGCACCAAACAUGGUGAACAACUCAGUCACCUCAUUCGGGCUAGUCAUGAACAAUCAAGAAAUUUACUACAAAUACGAAUUAGUAAACAAAUCCGUGAUUACAACUUUCGCACUAAGGCCUAAUGGUGAUGCGAUGCGUAUGAUUUGGGUGGAAAAGCAAGAGGGUUGGGUUAACUACCAUUCCGCGGAUGCAGAUCAUUGUGACACUUACGGAUUAUGUGGUGCAUAUGGCACUUGCACAAUCUUUAGCGAUCCUGUCUGUCGUUGUUUGGAUAAAUUCGUUCCAAUGCAUCCGGAUGAUUGGAACCGGGCUGACUGGUCCAGUGGUUGCGUACGAAAUCAUCCACUGAAUUGUUCAGAAGAUGGAUUUAUAAAGUAUUCUGGUGUUAAAUUGCCAGAUACUCGGUAUUCUUGGUUCAACGAGACUAUGACACUCGACGAAUGCAAGGUGGUUUGCUUGAGAAAUUGUUCGUGUAUGGGAUAUACUAAUUUGGACAUCAGCAACGGGGGAAGUGGGUGCUUGCUAUGGAUCGGGGAGCUCGUUGACCUCAGACAGCUGUCGGAAUCAGGACAGGAUAUCUAUAUUCGGAUGGCUGCUUCGGAGAUAAGUUUUAACGAUGGAUCAAGUCGAAAGAAAAGUGUUGUACUUGCAAUAGCUUUGCCACUAUUGAUUACAACGGUUCUUGUAGUGGUAGUAGUAUGCCUGGUUCUUCGUAGACAGAAAAAGAAAGCGGAGAAAAUGCUCGUAGAAAAGGAGAGACUGAAUCACAACAACAACAAAGAUAAUCGCAGUCAAAUUCUCCGAGAAGCUUUUGAGCUACCGCUCUUUGACUUGUCCACGAUAAUGAAGGCUACCGAUAACUUUUCACUUGAGAACAAGAUCGGAACAGGCGGCUUUGGGAAAGUUUACAAGGGCGUGCUAGAAGAAGGACAGGAAGUAGCUGUCAAGCGGCUCUCAGAAACGUCUAGACAAGGAAACGAUGAGUUCAAGAAUGAAGUCAUCUGCAUCGCAGAACUUCAGCAUCGAAAUCUCGUGAAGCUUCUUGGAUGCUGCAUUGAAGAAGAAGAGAAGAUAUUGGUAUACGAAUACAUGCCCAACAAAAGCCUGGAUCUAUUUAUAUUCGAUCAAACACGAAGCACAUUGCUUGAUUGGCCUAAGCGUUUCAACAUUAUCAAUGGUAUCGCUCGAGGGCUUAUGUACCUUCAUCAAGAUUCUAGGCUAAGAAUCAUCCAUAGAGACCUUAAAGCUAGCAAUGUCUUGCUUGAUAUUGACAUGAACCCGAAGAUAUCAGAUUUCGGGAUGGCUAGAAGUUUUGGAGGGAAUGAGACGGGAGACAAUACAAGUCGAGUGGUUGGAACAUACGGUUACAUGUCCCCGGAGUAUGCAGUCGAUGGGAUUUUCUCAGUAAAAUCAGACGUUUUCAGCUUUGGCGUAUUGGUACUAGAAGUUGUGAGCGGAAAGAAGAACAGAAGAUUCAUUCAUCCGGAAUACAAUCUCAACCUCAUUGGACAU
Capsicum annuum is the source of this 2250-nucleotide messenger RNA. Its product is annotated as G-type lectin S-receptor-like serine/threonine-protein kinase At4g27290. Gene Ontology annotation, biological process: protein phosphorylation; recognition of pollen. The record is from RefSeq and is a predicted model, not a curated record. Gene Ontology annotation, molecular function: protein serine/threonine kinase activity; ATP binding. Lineage: Eukaryota; Viridiplantae; Streptophyta; Magnoliopsida; Solanales; Solanaceae.